Branchiostoma belcheri (Belcher's lancelet) is the source of this 1656-nucleotide messenger RNA. RefSeq lists its product as uncharacterized. The record is from RefSeq and is a predicted model, not a curated record. The transcript has 9 exons. Lineage: Eukaryota; Metazoa; Chordata; Leptocardii; Amphioxiformes; Branchiostomatidae. The coding region runs from base 93 to 1040 and encodes 315 amino acids.
CAUUUCUUCUAAUCCUUUUACCUCCCCAGACAGCGGGGAUCCUGCAGCUCCAUAAAUCUCACGUAAGCUACAAGUGACACCAAACGGCAGCCAUGCGGGACUCCGACCUAUCUAUUUGGGUACUCUUCACAGCCUUGGGCUGUUCCUCUGUACCAUCUGCGCAUGUCACAGCAGCCUCAUUUCCAAAUGGGUCGUCCAAUGACGACGUCACUUCCGGAUCUCCCGUGGAUUCUACGUCAUCAAAGUCGAGUGGUGUUUCCGGUCGGCAGUACUCACACAGUCCGUAUUCCGUGUUCAUUCAACUCAAACUGGCUCAACAGUCGUUACCAGCUCAUCUUAGUGAUACCACGUCACCAACGUUCCUGGAAUUUGUGACAAAUGUUAGAUCAGAGGCAUCUAAGGCGUACAGUGUAGAUCACAGUUUUCUACGUCUCGACGUUUUGAUAGUCAGCCCAGACAAUGCCAUAAUUGACAUCAACGUAGUAUUUAGGAUCAGUCUUCUGGGGAUCAUGAAACUUCGGGCAGUCGCCAGACUGAAACAGUACAUCGACGACAAAAAUGGGAGACUGGGGGAGCUGGAGGUGGCCAACGUGACUUAUAUAUCAGAUACGGGUGCUUUAACAGCAACGACAGAGUCCAGAGACGUGAAGUGUGUGCGUCUGGGACAUCACUGCUUCCCCUUCUGUGACGCCAACCCGCAUUACUGUACCAACGGUGGAACAUGUCAGGACGACGGGUCCGAGAAAUUAUUGUGCAAGUGCAUCUACGAGCCCUUUAUUCACUAUGCAGGUGCAAGAUGCGACAGAAGAACUAUAGGGAUUGUGUCCAUAUUAAUCAUCGCCCUGGGUCUGUUGGUGACUCUGACCUGCGUACUCUACGCUAUACGGCGCUGGAAAAGAACAGGAUCUCCUGUGCCGCGGGCAAGCACACAGGGGUACAGUACGAGGCACCUAGAGGGCACAAACGACGUGGAUGACAAGAAAUGUUCCGUCUGGACAUCAGAGACCUCCGGGGGUAUGAACACAAAACCCCGAGUAUGAAGGUUCACAAGGACUGGGGACGACUGGACCCGACCUCAGUCACAGAUAGCAGAUCGUAAAAGUAAACACGACAUUUAAUCUAGUUGGCAAACCUUAUAAUAUGACACAUCAUAGAACGCUCACUGAGCGAGUCGAAAUACCUCAAUGCACCUCUUUCACUCCACCUUUUACGUAACUUCAGUAAAGGGGGUUUAUACCUGUGUUGAAGGUUGUAUAUAUUGUUUUAGAUGGAUAUUGGAAUAUGGUAAUAGAAAGUUAACGUUUGUUGAAUAUUUUAUCAAGUUAAGUGGAAUCUUACAAACGCGCUAGUAUUAUGAGUACAGGAGCGCAUCAAAUGUUAACACUUGUCCUCAUGCAUUACUAUUUGACAAGCUCGAAGCUACAUUCAAUUCGAAAAAGCGUAAGAAUUAGAAAUAACAACUGCCGUGCUCUCAGGUAACUCCUUGAUCGAACAGUUCUGACAGUACAUAGAAUAUGACUUUUCUAUUACUAUCAUCUUUUAAAGUAACGUUUAACUAGUACGUACUUUUAAAUGAGUUUGCUCUUAAAAUCGAGAUAAACAACCAAUUGUAACAUGGUUGCACCUGUACAUUUGAUUGUAUAUUUUCAUGGAAUA